CUGAUUGGUGUCCCAGUGACAAUUUGAUUGACAUUUGCUGAAUAAAUUCGUUGAAACAGCUGUGAAGCAUCGUCGUGCGAGAAUAUUUACAAAUAAAAAUAUUUCCUAGAAUCUGGAUACAGCUAACUUAGUGUUUGUAUUCGUAACUAACAUCGUUAGUUAAUUGCUAGUGAUAUCGUUAGUGACGCUAUAAAAAUCAGUUUGAAUGACUCAUUAAUUAAACAGUGUAGUUUUUCGCUCUUAUUUAACUCAAGGCUGCGGUAAUAAAGAAACGUUUUAGUGAAUAUAAUGUGUGGUUCGACAUAAUGGUGGAAGAUAAUGAUCGCGGUUACGGAAGGACCGCCAACAAGAGCACGUUGCUGAAGAUUGUGAUACUAGGAGAAGGUGGAGUGGGGAAAUCAUGUUUAAUGAGCAGGUUUAUAUCGAACCACUUCGAUGACCACAGUUUUCACACCAUCGGAGUCGAGUUCAUGAACAAAACAAUAGAAGUCAAUGGAAAGUCAUACACAUUACAGGUAUGGGACACAGCAGGACAGGAACGCUUCAAGUCUCUCCGGACGCCUUUCUACAGAGGCUCCGAUAUAUGCAUCUUAGCAUACGCCAUAGACGACCGCAGCUCCUUCAAUAAUAUAAAGAUGUGGCUCAAUGAGUUUCUACACUACGCUGGAGUGAAAAAUGGCAUUGAUAGAUACCCAUUUAUGGUGGUCGGCAAUAAGUCAGACGUUUCUUCGAAAGACAGAGAGGUGACAUACGACCAAUUGAAACAGUGGUGCGAGGAGAACAAGAUUGCGACUUACAUUGAGACGUCCGCGAAGAAUGAUAAUAAUGUCGUCGAAGCAUUUUCCAUGGCUGUACAGAGAUGGGUGGACCUUGAACAAAGAGCAGAAAAAGAGUUGGGCAUGCUCCACCAUCCUGACACAGUGACCCUCCACGGCUCCACUACAGCAUCAAGCAUUAGAGCCACCUGCUGUUCCCGAUUUAGCGAGGCAUGAGUCGUUGGUGCUACACUCAG
Molecule: messenger RNA, 1012 nt
Organism: Spodoptera exigua (beet armyworm)
Lineage: Eukaryota; Metazoa; Arthropoda; Insecta; Lepidoptera; Noctuidae
Source: the annotation of a GenBank genome assembly